AUGGCCAUGGACCAAAGCUCCGCCGGACCUUCCAUCGCGACUGCCAAUCUUCCUCCUGACCAGAUCACCGUCGCAACUGCUGCGGUCCAGGCUGGCCGCCGUCUUUUGCGGCUUCUCCCGACCAAACCUGCGCUCCUUGUCGUCCUCCUCCGACAGAAGCAGCAGCUGCGCUGCUCUCCGCCGCCGCAGCUUCCCUGCUCCCCGCCGCCGCAGCUGCCCUACUCCCCGCCGCCGCAGCCCCCCUGCUCCCCCGCUCUCCCGCCGCAGCUGCCUCCUGCUCCGCUGCCGCAGUUGCCGCCCGCCUGCCUCCCCAAGCUCCCCUCUUCCUCAAAAAGAUCUUCAAUUUCCCCAGCUACCGCCACGCUCUGCUCCGGCUGCGCCGGAACUGCCGUCGGAGAGCCCGGAGGCGCCGGAUCUGGACCACCAACAACAACGUCAAGGCCGAUGAGCAGCCAGGUGUCGUCCUCGCCGUCGACGACGACGGUGUCGUCGACGCCACGGAGCGAGGGCGAGAUCCUCCAGUCGGCCAACGUCAAGAGUUUCGCCUUCACGGAGCUGAUUUUCAGCUGGCUGCUGCUGCUGCUGCCCCCGGUAGCGCCGGCACCGUGCUGCCGCGUCCGGCACUCGCACCGGCGGCCGGCGGGGCACGCCUUCAAGCGUCUACUGACGGUACCCAAGAGCGUGGGGUACAAUCAGAGAACAAGAUGAAUAAUCAGCUACUGCUAUGACGCAGCGGUGCAAGAACAAGAUGAACACCUCAACAUGUGCAUUGCUGGUUAGUGUUUACAUCUCCAUCUUCUCUGUUACUCAAAUGUUCUGAACUUUCUGAAUCUCUGAACCACUUUACUGAAUGUGAGUAAAAUCUGUUCAUUUUCUGAACCACUUCACUGAAUGUGUGUAAAAUCUAUUCAUUUUCUGGUUGGAAUAUUUGGACUAGUUCUGCUAGUUUAGAGUUUGGAGUAUUUGCACAGUUAACUGAACAAUUUUGCACAGAUAACUGAACGGUUUUGCAAGCAUUCGAUCUAUGAACAAUUUUGUUUUCUGUAAGAUUUAUACUGUCUCUAAAUUCAGUCAUGAACUAUGAACUCUGAAAUUAGUACUGUCCCAAUAGCAUUUUAAAUAUUUAAGUUAG
This is a messenger RNA of Triticum dicoccoides, 1132 nucleotides long. RefSeq names its product proline-rich receptor-like protein kinase PERK2. NCBI's taxonomy places the organism in Eukaryota, Viridiplantae, Streptophyta, Magnoliopsida, Poales, Poaceae. The coding region runs from base 1 to 708 and encodes 235 amino acids. The record is from RefSeq and is a predicted model, not a curated record. The transcript is spliced from 3 exons.